AUGGCAUUAGCAGUCUUUCCAACUUCAAGUCUAACUUUUCCAGUUAAAUGUCGUGGUACUGCCUUUUCAUCUGCACUAUGGUCUUACUCUCCAACAGCUCAUAUGCUUUUAAUAGUUGGUCAAUAUCCUAAAAAUGAUAUAUGGCGUAAAUAUGAACGUUCAAUAACAAUAAUACGUCAAUUAUCAUCGUUCAAUAUUGAUUAUCUUGUUUUAAUACUUACACGUAUUUAUACAUUAUUACAACUACCAAAUGAAAAUACAAAUUCAUUAAAUAAUGAACAUGUUAAUAAAGAACAAAGAAUGAUUGAUAGUUCAUCAAUAAUAUAA
Molecule: messenger RNA, 327 nt
Organism: Rotaria sp. Silwood1
Lineage: Eukaryota; Metazoa; Rotifera; Eurotatoria; Philodinida; Philodinidae
Source: the annotation of a GenBank genome assembly